AUGCUCGUAUGGACCCUCCGUCGUGGCUGGCCAGAUGCUUCUACUCUUCAGUGGUUCAACACUCCAAAUAGUUACACUAAAGAAGUGCUUGAGACGGUUCCUGGCUCCCAGCACUUGGUCACGCACUGGACCUCAGAUCGUGAAUCUGCACUGCAGGCUAAUUUGGCAACAGGUGGGCCCCUGCCUCCAGCCACAUGCCAUCCACUCACCCCUGCUGCUGUGCCUUUGGGCGCCUGUGGAGGCCCCCCCACCGAUACUGCGCUGCAACUUGGCCAGGCGACUAAUGCUAGUCUUGGUGUCAGUCUUAGUUUAGCCACUGGUGGUGCAUUGAGCCAGGUGCCCCGCAAUAUGUUUGCUCCACAAGGACCUGAUCCGAAGGAGUUUAAAGAUAGACAAAAGAGAGUAAGUAUAUCGAAUAUAACUUUGAGAUUUAUCAAUUUUUUCACCUAG
Molecule: messenger RNA, 450 nt
Organism: Protopolystoma xenopodis
Lineage: Eukaryota; Metazoa; Platyhelminthes; Monogenea; Polystomatidea; Polystomatidae
Source: the annotation of a GenBank genome assembly